UCAGCUUACGGUUCGUUAAGCCAAAUAAGGACAUUAAUUUCAGUCUAACAAGAACCUCACCAAUUAUCAACUCAAUCAGGGUGUGGUGAUUUUGUUGUUUUAAAGCAUAGUUUCAGUUAUAUAUUCAUUUAUAACCUUCGACAUUAUGGGGAAAGUCAGUAUUUGGAAUCAAUCUUGCAUUGCUUGGCUAAAUGAACAUUAAACUGGCCACCAGUUUUGUGCUGGGGUUUGUGGGCCUCACGGAAACACUUGGGCGCUGAAGGAAGGCAAGAAAGACCUACAGAAUUUGUAGACAGUUUUGUGGUAGUUGCUCCUGAAUAAUUAGUUGUUUUUUCCUGGUAACCGAGCAAAGCUCACCUUUUUGGGCAAUGAAUCAUUCUUUCCAGGACACUGGGUCUCGUGGCGUUUAUGAAGAUGGAAAGCUUUAUGUUGUGGAUUCCAUAAAUGACUUAAACAAACUAAACCUCUAUCCUGCCGGAUCACAGCAUCUGUUCCCUCUAGAAGAGAAAACCCCAGACCUUGGCACACGCUCAGGAAAUGGGAGGCGGAGUCUGUUCUUUAUGGGGCUGCUAAUUGCACUGAUUGUCAGCUUGGCACUGGUUUUCUUCGUGAUAUUUCUAAUAAUUCAAACUGGAAACAAGAUGGAUGAUGUGUCGAGAAGACUAACAGCUGAGGGAAAGGACAUAGAUGAUCUUAAGAAAAUCAACAACAUGAUCAUAAAGCGACUCAACCAACUGGACUUGGAGAAGAACUAGAGAACUGAUCUUCCAAGAGCAAUCUGCUAACACCUGGAGCCCCUCACUUUCCUGGGGUGCACUGGGUCAAGGGCUAAAAAGUGCCCUGCAUUUAGGCAAUGGAUUGAUUAUCUGAUCAGUAAAAACAGCCUGGUCAGGGAGGUGAGCAGCUCCUAGGCAAGUUUGGAGUUAGCUGGAAAGGGGUGCAUGGGAUCCAGUCUCAUUUUCUGGUAGGAUGCUUCAGCUUUAAUGUGGUUAGGGUGGUUGGCUAGCACGCAGGAGAAUCAGCAAAGUACACACAACUUCUCUUUUAAGAGGAGUUUGGUCUAGAACCGGUUCACUGCCAGUGAAAGUUCAUGAUGCCUCACACACUGGUGCAGAUUCCUGUGCAAGCCUAAGAAAUUCAGUUACCUAUGCCGAAGGGAACCAGGUGAUGGCUCUUUUCAACAAAAGACAUUCUUCUGCUUAGGUAAUUAGACUUUGACUCUAUUUCCCCAGGGUCAGUGAUGGGCAGGCUUCAGAGCUGGUUGCUGUCUGGUGAUUGCUGGUGGCAACAUGGGUAGGAGUUAUGUGUGUAUGGUGGGGUCGGAAAUCAACAGAGAAAGCCUAAUUGAUGUUUCCUGAGUUCCUACUCUGUGCAAAUCAUGCUACUCCAGAGCCACUCAUAUUCAUGUGGAACUAGGGAGAUGUAAAGUUAUAUAGAAUUACAUAAGCCAUAUUUACUUUGUUUCUCAUGAAAAAAGAAACCCCUCAGCACUCUGCUCAUUAAUUUGGAAGAAAUCUGAUAAAUUUGUGGCCUUUGCUAAACUACAGUAGGAAAUUGUGUACUUGGAAUAUUUGGAAACUGUCUUCUUAUAGCAAAAUAAGGUACAUGGUAUCUGACAUAAGAGAGGGCAUGAAAUUAAUGAUUUUUAAAAGCAUGAGUCUUAGAUAAUUUUUAUUUAAUAUAAAUACUUUGUGUGAGUCAAUUGAAAAAUGUAUUGCAAUUCUGUCAUUUUAGGUUGCUGAAAAAUUUGUUUACUUACCCAUUUUUGCACUCAAAAACAUUUGUACUGCGUAUGCUCUUUUUCUUAAAAUUAAUAGGUACCAUGCAGAACAUUUUUAAAACCUAAAAUUUGUAUUUCCUAAACAACUCUUAUUGACCUGUUGAUAGGGUGUGGAAAAAGUCAUUUGUUAUCAGUUGUGAAACUGUUUUAGGAAUCACUGGAGAUCUGAUACAAUAACUCUUAAAAAUACUUAUACUUCUUGUUUGCUCGUAUGCCCUUUUUCCUUUCUGUUUACACAGUGUUCGUAUAUUAUGUUCAGUAAUAAAUGAUCAUUUAAAAAUGUUUUGCAGCACUAGGGAUUGGUCCUGGGGAGUAUUCUACCACUGAGCUACAUUCCCAGCCCUUUUUAUUUUUUAAGAUGGGGGUCUCAGUAAAUCACUGUGGCUGGCCUCAAACUUGUGUUCCUCCUGCCUUAGCCUCCCAAGUAACUGGGAUUAUAGGCAUGUACCACCAUCCCUAACCAUAAAUGAUCCUUAUUCCAAAAAAUUCAUGAUUUUAACAAAAUGAAGUAGUGGAUAAAUAAUUUUGUCCAUCUUUUUGGAUCUUUACUGUCCUGCUGGAUUGCAUGGUGACAUCUCUGACCCUCACAGUCUUGGAAACUUCAUCACCACUCCUGGUAUUUGAAAUCACAAAUUGACUUCGGCUGAACAUCAAGUAUUGGGUGGCUACAUGUAGUCUUUUUUUUAAGACAAUAUUUUAUUUUUCAAGUCUAUGUGCAUACCAUUUUCAAAUCAUACAACCAAGUUUACAAGUCACAAAAAAAAUAAUUUGACUUGGCAAGUUUAUAGGCUCUCAUUUUCUUACUGAAGUAGAAAUUUACUACGAGUUGUUGCUAUAGAUGAAAAUAACUAUAUAUGAGAUUUCCUGAGAGUACUCUGAUGAAAUUUUAUUCUAUUCAUUUUAUCUUUUUAAAACAACAAUGGAAAGUGACUGCCUCUUAUACUGCUAUUGUUUACAGAGUGCCCCAAACUGGUUGGAAUAGUUUUUCUUCCACUGAAUUAAUUUUGUCAAGAAGUGAUUUUUAGCAUUUUUAGAAGUCACAUAGACAUAACCAUAUUAUAGGUCAGUGUUGAAACAUCCCAAUCAUCUCAUCAACUUUCAUGAUGGAACAACUGUGGCUGGUACAUUUCUGGUAGGUGUGAUUAGAAGGGCUGUGACCCCUCUGGAAAGUCCUCCUACUACACUCAUCUUGUCAUAAGCUGUUAUGCAAUAUAGUUCUUUCUCUAAAAAAUCACUGGAACAAAGAGUUUCUUCUUUAAACAGUUCUCUUAGAUAGGAUAUGUGAAGUCAUUGACUAGUAAAAUAACAAUAAUACUGGGAAUUCAUAGGCAGUGGUCUAGUCCUAAAUUUGCAAGAUGGCUAUAUAAUUUGAGCAAAUAAAAAUUUCUUUGGGUCCUUGUUUGCCUGAGAAAA
Messenger RNA from Sciurus carolinensis (gray squirrel), 3193 nucleotides. It is a transcript of the gene Lsmem1, whose product is annotated as leucine rich single-pass membrane protein 1. Bases 369 to 755 code for a protein of 128 amino acids. The transcript is spliced from 4 exons. The record is from RefSeq and is a predicted model, not a curated record. Lineage: Eukaryota; Metazoa; Chordata; Mammalia; Rodentia; Sciuridae.